AUGGCGGGUUUUCUAAACCGGGGCUUACGCCCCUCGCUCCGCAGGUUUACAAGGCACCUUAGAGCAACGACAGUCCCCGAAAUUCAUCACGUAACCAUUCCCUCACUCAACACUUUAUCCGCGGGUUUUCAGCAUUCACGUUGGUUAAGAUGCUUACAGUUGCAGAGGAAGGAAAUCCAUUCAUCAACUUUGAGAAGAAUGGAAAAUGCAAGUUUACUGGAUGAAGCCACAUACGAGAGACUUGCAGAAGAAACACUGGAUCUUUUAGCUGACUUCUUUGAAGACCUCGGAGAUCAACCAUUUGUUCCAAAAGACUAUGAUGUAUCAUUUGCGAAUGGAGUGUUGACAAUAAAUAUGGGAGAAGCGUUGGGGACUUAUGUAAUUAAUAAACAGACUCCAAACAGACAAAUCUGGUUAUCAUCUCCCAUCAGUGGGCCUAAACGAUACGAUUGGACCGGGAAGAAAUGGGUCUAUUCUCACGAUGGAAUUUGUUUACAUGGUUUGCUCACGAAGGAGUUCUCUACAACAUUCAAGACCCAAGUGGAUGUACUUUCAGUAGCAGAUAUGCUGGCAGGCUUACUGGACAUUUCCAGCUUUUUUCAUUUUACCUUAGUUGGUGUGUGAAAUUUCUGAGCCCCAUCUCUGUACUCUCCAUGAUUUACUAUCUGUGAUUGGCCUUUGUUGCCAAGAAUUCACAGAAAGGCAAGCUGAGUUAGCUUUGUUUGCCACCCACUAUCAACAAAAACAAAGUACUCCCAUUCCUACUGAGAUCUGGCGAACGUUCACGAAUGACUUUUAAUAGAUAUUUCUAAUCAAUCUGUUCAGAGAUGUUAUUGCACUAUAGGAGACCUCAUGAGUUCCAGUAAUAGUUAACUUUCAACUAUCCCCACCUGCAGCAACUGGCUGCAAAUCAGGUAUUCCUACCACCCAGUACCAUUCUGAAUAGUAACACUUUGUGAGCCAUUGGUUGAUUAGAUUUUAGAGUCUGGCUGUGAGAAGGUGCAUUACCUGAUCAAUGUACAUUUAGAGCUGUAAUUAUGUAAAUUUCAGGAAGUCAUUUGCAAUAAAAUGGGAAUCGGGCCAUGGACCCAAAAAGAAAAUAUUUAUUCAUAAGAAUCUCAUUUUCAAUAAAAACCCAGAAAUGAAUGAAAAUUA
This is a messenger RNA of Rhincodon typus (whale shark), 1155 nucleotides long. It is a transcript of the gene fxn, whose product is annotated as frataxin. Gene Ontology annotation, molecular function: ferroxidase activity; ferric iron binding; ferrous iron binding. Gene Ontology annotation, cellular component: mitochondrion. The transcript is spliced from 6 exons. Gene Ontology annotation, biological process: iron incorporation into metallo-sulfur cluster; intracellular iron ion homeostasis. The coding region runs from base 1 to 624 and encodes 207 amino acids. The record is from RefSeq and is a predicted model, not a curated record. NCBI's taxonomy places the organism in Eukaryota, Metazoa, Chordata, Chondrichthyes, Orectolobiformes, Rhincodontidae.